GUUUCUUGAAAUCGUGUGGUUUCCACGUAAUAAGAUUAUUAGGCCGUCGGUUACUGCCUCAGUUGCUGGAGCUGAAAGUGCAAGUCCUUUUCCCCAAGUGACAAGUACCUAUAAAAUGUCGAAAGUCUUUAAAGCUUUCAAGAAAGCGAUCGUCAAAGAGGGCGAGUUCAAGAAGUUUUUCAGAAAACACACGCCAGGAAGCCGUAUCUUUCCACCGAAAGCAGGAAAUAAUGACGCCACGUUUCAGCUCCGAUUCGAUGCCGGGGAAGUUGUUAAUGGCAUGAAAAACGUUUACCUUCAAGUCAACAGCCAGGCCACAAAUGAUGCACUCAAGAAGUUCCGUGGGAAGCACGGCACGCACGCGAACAUUGCCACGGCGCAAAUCAAAGAAGACACGCCACCAGAGGAGCAACAAGAUGUCAUAAACGAUAUGUUAGAUCAAAUUGAAGAUCAAUUUAAGGAGAUAAUCAAUUAGAGGGUAGUUCACCAGUGGCCAAGGCAGUUAUUCAUUCCAUAUCUACACUGAACCAGGCUGACAUGAGCGGAGUUUGAUUCCUUUAAACGUUUUCC
Molecule: messenger RNA, 570 nt
Organism: Penicilliopsis zonata CBS 506.65
Lineage: Eukaryota; Fungi; Ascomycota; Eurotiomycetes; Eurotiales; Aspergillaceae
Exons: 2
Coding region: 116-475 (119 amino acids)
Source: RefSeq, a predicted model, not a curated record